Molecule: messenger RNA, 276 nt
Organism: Phytophthora sojae
Lineage: Eukaryota; Oomycota; Peronosporomycetes; Peronosporales; Peronosporaceae
Exons: 1
Source: RefSeq, a predicted model, not a curated record
CGCGACUCGAUUGACUCUCUGUCGGAGAUACGUCUCGAAGGUCGACGUCUGGUGCUAGACAGGAGUGUCGUCAACCACCACUCGGUCAACUACGACCGCCUGACCGAGAUCCUCGCUGCGGAAAAUCUUUCGAUAUCACCGCCACCUUCACAUAUGUCCAUGCUCGGUACCUCCGUAGUUAGCUUGGACCCGUUCGCGAAACGUGUGAUGAUAUGUCGGCAGCAUGUCGGCAGCGUGCACCAGGGACACCCGCGCACGUACUCGGAUCUCGUUUAG